Messenger RNA from Aspergillus calidoustus, 1224 nucleotides. The record is from the annotation of a GenBank genome assembly. NCBI's taxonomy places the organism in Eukaryota, Fungi, Ascomycota, Eurotiomycetes, Eurotiales, Aspergillaceae.
AUGAAGUCCGCUCUAUCUCUCCUUCCGGCCAUCGCAUCGCUUGCCUUGGGAACCUGCGUCACCAGGCAAACGGGAUCGAACCCUUCAGUGGACGGACUGAAGUUCGUCAUUGAUGGGGAGUCUAGUUAUUUUGCUGGAACAAACGCAUACUGGCUCCCAUUUCUCACCAAUGAUGCCGAUGUUGACCUUGCCAUGAGCCAUAUGGCGGAAGCCGGCCUCAGGAUCCUCCGUGUUUGGGGUUUCAACGAUGUGAACACCGUUCCUGACAAUGGCACGGUGUACUUCCAGCUCCACUCAGACGGUGUUUCGACUAUCAAUACCGGGGAGUAUGGCCUUGAACGUCUGGAUUAUGUUGUUUCAGCAGCUGAAGCCGCGGGCAUCAAACUAGUUAUUCCAUUUGUCAACUUCUGGGAUGAUUACGGCGGCAUGAAAGCCUAUGUCACGGGAUAUGGUGGGUCUGACAAGACAAGCUGGUACACAGAUGCUGAGAUGCAGGGUGCAUAUCAGACUUAUAUCAAGGCAGUGGUCUCUAGAUACGUGGAUUCGACCGCUAUUCUGGCGUGGGAACUGGGCAAUGAACCGCGCUGUCCAUCCUGCGACACUUCUGUCAUUCAUAAGUGGGCGACUGAAACAAGUGCAUUCAUCAAGUCUAUCGAUCCUUCCCAUCUGGUGGCGAUUGGUGAUGAGGGCAUGGGCCUUGAUGGAGGCAGUGAAUACCCCUACACCACGACCGAAGGCACCGACUUUGCUCUGAACUUGGCUAUUCCCGACAUCGACUUUGGCACCCUGCAUCUUUACACCACAGACUGGGGCGUAACAAACAACUCCUGGGGAAACCAAUGGGUGCAGGACCACGCGGCCGUCUGCGAGUCCCUUGGCAAGCCAUGCCUGUUUGAGGAAUACGGAAUCAAGGAUACUCACUGCACCGACGAUUUGGCCUGGCAAGAUACUGCUCUCGCGGCGGAUGGGGUAGCAGCGGAUCUAUUCUGGCAGUUUGGCGAUACUCUUAGCGGUGGCGAGACGGCGGAUGACCGGUAUACAGUGUUCUACGGUAGCGAUGACUGGGAAUGUCUGGUGGCGGACCAUGUUGCUGUGAUUAAUGGCGCUUAGCGUGUAUAGGACGGGUGUAUACUCACUGAGAUCUCGGGACACGAGAGUGCAUUGACCACAGUGAUCCUCGGGGCGCUAAAUCUGCCCUAGUGGUACAUCAAAAUUCUGUUUAGC